GACGGACCCCGGCCAGCUGACAGCUGAACCGAAUGAUUAGUGAUUGCUGCGAUUACUGUUAUCGAGUAAAUAAAUAAUAGCCGUAAAAUAUGUAUCUUCGUUGCUUAAAAUAUUAUUGUAAUUUAUAAAUAAAAAAAGUGUACUGUGUUGUGUACGAAUAAUUCUGUGAAGUGGUGCAACAAAUUGUAUAAUAAUUAUUUGAGGAAAUUUUUAUUAGCUAAAAGUAAUCAUGAAUGCUGAUAAGGAUAUUUCCUUUCUACAUUCUUUACCAGACGAAAUAAUAGAUAUUAUUCUAAAAUAUAUGAAUUUCAAAGACUUAACGCAUUUUAGUAUGACCUGUAAAAGAUUUUAUGAAUAUGUGUCUACAAAUAUGGUGCUUUGGAAAAAUGUUUACAAAACGCUAUUGCCAGAAAUGUUUGAGACCAGACUGAAAUAUGGUAACGGUGAGUGGCACAGGGAAGUAAGAGAAUAUUUAGAGCUGCAGAAGUUGAUUUUCACACAACUGGAGGAAGCGGCGUCCCGUUAUUACUUAAAAACGAACAUAACACACUUCGUUGACGUGUGUGAGCUACUGAACCACACGGCCAUAGCCGAGGGCGGCAUUUACUACAAUACCGUCUGCAUACUGCAAGGUGUCAUCAACGAGACGCGACGGAUGUUGAAUAGCAACACUAGUGAGCCCCCGUUCACACUGACCCAUAUGCACUACGCUAAAAUAGCACUCCGCUAUUACUUCCACGCGUUCCUUGCUCUGAAAUGGAGUAUAUUUUGCAACCAGCCCGAGAAGCCGUCGCCUUUGCAAGUGAUCACAUUUUUUGUGCAAUGGAUUUACCAUACCGACUUGGAGGCGGAUGACGCGUCUUAUUUUAAGAUAUCGGCGCUAGCUAACAGAGUGGACGAGUUUCUCAAAGAAAAGACCAAGGGUCAAAGCGUUCUGGACCCAGCGGCGAGGCUGGAGUGCCGCAUAUCGGACGCUGAGGUGCUGAAGGCCAUCAGCCACGUGCUGUACAAGACCAGGAGCGUGGUCUCCGAGACAGAGACAGCUAACUUUGAUACCCUGGAUGUUCUCAAGGUCUUCAAAAACAAAUGCGGCCACAGGAUCGUCACUUUGUCGGUGUACCAAGCGAUCGCAGCUAAGUUCGGCAUAUACAGUGAACUGCAAGUGUUCCCCAACCACUUGUACCUGGAGUGGAAGUCGAACUGGACCGAUCCCAACGAAGUCGGCUACAUCAUAGACGUGUACAGCGGCAACAUGAGGCAGAAGAGGGGGUGCCCUUUCUCCAGGGGGUCGAUAAACAAUUACAGAUACGACCAUUUGAAUCUGAUCGAGUUUUUGUAUAAGGAACACCGGAGGACCAUGGGGUAUAUAAGGGACAUUUACACACAGAAUGCUCAGCUUCUAACCGAGUUUCUCGGUAUGAGGGGUGACUUCAGCAGCACAUACACCAACAUCGAGUACUCCAGCCACCAGCUGAUACUGGACCAUUACGAGCUGGCCGUGGGCACGCCGCUACAGGCCAAACACCUGACCGCGUCACACAUGAACUUUAUUCUUCAAUUGUUCGUCUUCAAUGUGAAUCCUAAGCCGCUUUACAGAGAUACAGUGUCCAAAAAGCAUCCGGCCUGUGUCAAAUACGCGGUCGGCAUGAUUUGCACAAACAAACAGACACAAUGCAAAUGUGUCAUACUUGGUUGGAACAGCGAAUAUGACAGCGCCUCCGUUCCUCGACCGAGCUACACCGUUCUUGACAGCGACCAGUUUCAGAGAUACGCGUAUCAAGACAUGUUGGAACAUGACCCAACCACCAGCCGCCUGAUUCAUCUCGAGGACAUAAUGGCGAAAGAUUUCACACACUACAACGGUUUCAGAUACGUUGCCAACGUGCAAAAAAUGCAAGAGUAUCCGGACGACGAGGCUAUAGCGAUGGCAUAUCAGAACGGGGCUUUUGAUGAUGGAAUGGGAAGUUAUAUUACGGGCAAUGAUGUUGGUGCGCAGUGAAGUAAUGAAUGUGCAAUUACCGAGUUGACGGUUUUUUGAUCGUAAUUUCGGGGCGUAGCGAGGUAUAUUUGUGUGGGGAGGGGGGUGGGAAUCAAUAUGUUAUAUUAUGUAAAAUUCUCGUGUCACAAUGUUCGUUCCCGUACACCUCCGAAACUAAUUUUGCGAGCAUAUUGAGUAGGUCUGAGAUUCGGCCAACAUCUAUUUUUCAUACCCCUCAGUGAUAAGGGUUGUCCACCCUUAAUUUUUUUUUUACUAGAAAUAUUUAAAAGAAAGAAUUUUAUAUGGCCAAACAUUUGCCGGGACAGCUAGUCAAUAUAUAUUAUAAACAAUAUAUACAUAUAUAUAUUAUUUUAGCGGGAGCGAUGAUCCGGCUCGACCGCCACCAAAGGGAUGAUCUUCCGCCAGAGUAGGUGUUAUGCCUCGGGAACCGCGGCUCUGACGAUGUCGGAGGUUGUAUAUCUAUAUGCUAAAAUCCGUGAAAUUUAGAUUUCUCGCUGUUUUUGAUUGAUAGCUGCACUGUUAGUAUUCGAUCGCGUGAUUUUGUUUUUGUGACUUGUGGCGUCGAUAUCGCAACUAUACAUAUAAUAUAUAUACAUUUUAAUUUGUUAUGAUGAAGUGCAAUGAAUAAUGAUACUAGAAACUUAUAAGAUUUUGAAGUGGUACCGAAUAAGAGUGGUACUGAUACAACCACUUACCGAGUCGUUCAGCCAACAGGAUUUCAUUUUUUAACCGACAAAAACGGAGGAGGUCCUCAAUUAGGACGUAUAUUUCUGUUUAAACUCUCCACUCAUCCACAGAAUCUGGUCUCUUUAAUUAUCUGUCGACGAAUCGUCCAAAAAUUAAACCUCCAGAAAAAAAAAUGUCGUCGAAUCAAUUUUAAGUCAAUCGACCGUCGCAGAAUUUUUUCACUCCCCCUCCUAAUCUUAAGUCUUUACCUAACCCUAGCUACGCCUUUGCCCACAUUCGUGUUUAAAAAAACAAUUUGCGAAUUAUAUUGGCGGGAAACCAAACGUCAAGUUGUUUAUUUUUUUGGCGGGAAUCAUGCUGUAUUGGAGAUUUAUGUAAUGUGUUACUUGGACUAUUUAAUACUAUGUAAUAGUAUAUAUUUAAUCAUUAAAUGUUCGUGAACAAGAAUAAGUGUUAAAAUAAUAUAUUAAUGUGGAUUUUUAAUUUUGAAUGUGGAUGAAGCGAAGGUAGUAUGCAGAGAUCGUGGCAAGAGGAAAGAUGUAGUCUCCGGGAAAGAGGCGUGAUUUUAUGUAUGUAUAAUAUAUUUAAAGUCGCCUGUUUAAAAUUUGUAUACAAUGUAGUUAAGCUUAGGAGGCAAUGGGCUAGCAACCUGUCACUAUUUGAAUCUCAAUUCUAUCAUUAAGCCAAACAGCUGAACGUGGCCUAUCAGUCUCUUCAAAACUGUCUACCCCGCAAGGCAUAUGACUUACUUGACUUAAGGUCUUAUGUCCCCUAGCUGGGGCAGAGGGCAUCCACAGUGCGUCGCCAUCCCGCUCAGUCUUGAGCUUCGCGUUUUAUUUCGCUCCAAGUCUUCCCUAUAUUCUUCACCUCUGCGAUGAUUGUCCGCCGCCAGGUUUGUUUAGGGCGGCCACGUUUACGCUUUCCUUGGGGAUUCCAGUCUAGGGCUUGCCUCGGCAUGUGUUCGGGGUCCCUUCGGAGCGUGUGGCCGAUCCAGUUCCAUUUGCGGCGUUUGAUCUGCUGGUCGAUCGGAGUCUCACCGCAGCGUUCCCACAGGUCUACGUUGGAGAUUUUCUCAGGCCAGUAAACACCGAGAAUACGGCGAAGACAGCGGUUAAUGACGACUUGGAGACGGUGCGAGAUGUCUUUAGUGACCUUCCACGUCUCACACCCAUACAGCAAAACGGUUUUCACAUUGGACCGGAAUAUUUUGAGCUUAACUCUCCUAGUCAGUUUCCGUGAUUGCCACACAGGACGGAGCUGUGCGAAGGUUGCUCUUGCCUUGGCGAAGGGAUAUAGACGUGAGGAUAUGUAAUGUAUGUAUAUGGUUUUAGCUUUCAUUUUCAAAAUAUAAUUUUUUGGAUUUUGGCAAAGUCAAUUAAAGCUAGACUUACAAUGUCAAAAUUGAUCAAUUCGGUUGUUAUCUCUUUUCUUACAGAUCAUUGUAUCAAAAAACAAUGUACCUAUACUUUUGAUUAGGUACCUAUGAGUGAGUGAACGCAAGAUUACAUUGUAUGAACAGUUUAACACGCAGGCUGCCCUUAAAUAUUAUUUAUAAAAGUCCCGAUGAAGGCCUAAACUUACAGUUUACUCGGUCAUUUUUUUACUUAACCGAGAAAUGACUAACUGACUUGCAACCGAAGGUAUUGCUGUCGCGGGCAAAAAUAUUUAAUUAUAAUUAAAAUAUUGAUGUAUGUAAAAUUAAGGUUACAUAAAUCAUGAUGAGAACUUGAAACUUUAGUUUUAUUUGUAGUUUUUG
Molecule: messenger RNA, 4442 nt
Organism: Amyelois transitella
Lineage: Eukaryota; Metazoa; Arthropoda; Insecta; Lepidoptera; Pyralidae
Exons: 11
Coding region: 230-1999 (589 amino acids)
Molecular function (GO): protein binding
Source: RefSeq, a predicted model, not a curated record